CCGCCGUUUCCUGGAAGCACCAGGAACUCCCGAUUACCGGACAACUUGCAAUUGUCGGCAUCAGUGUCGCACGAGAAGUGGGAGAGUGCGUGUCGUCUUAUCGUCUACAUCUAGUAUCAUCGCGAAUCGCGUCUAUAAAACGGAGAAAAGUUUAAGAAACAGUUGAAAAUGUUCGCAGUGUCUACUAAUUGUUUUUGAGCAAUGACGACAAAACCACCAAGAAACUAGCAGCAAGUCCGAUGUUGAAAUAAAGGAAAACAAAAAAAAACCGAUAUGUCCGAGAGUGACGAUGAAUCCACCAGUGGGGCCGACUGGCCUGUCACCGAGGAGUGGCUACAAGUCGUCCUGAAGGAACAUCACAAAGAAUUACCAGAUGCUUCGAUGAUCACUGUUUUGGAUUUCAGCGUGAGACCUGGCUGCGAAACCGGAGAAAGUGUCCUUAGCGAUAUUCUGGCGGUGGCUGUCAAAUACAGUUUAAGAGAAGAACCAGCCGGAUCAUCGCACAGCCUGAGUUUCAUAAUAAAGUUGCUCCCGCAAGACCCAUUCAGCAGAUUUUUCGUGACUGAAGCCCAGUUCGAUCUGAGGGAGAUAAAGUUUUACACGCAAGUGGUCCCAGAUUUGGAAUCUUUCAGGCAAAAUAUCGGCGAUGACUUAGACUUACGGCUACCCAUCCCGAAAUGUUAUUACGCACAUUAUACAGCAGGAACCAAUGAGCCAGAGCCGACGCCGCCCGAAUCCGUCCUAGUUCUCGAAAACAUCAAACCGAUAGGCUUCAACAGUGCAGACUUCUCUCGUGGCCUCACCCUCCGUCAAACCAAAUCCGCCGUCGAAGCCGUUGCGAAGGUGCAUUCGCUUUCGCUCUGUCUCAAGAUCAAAGAAGGCAAAAGCCUAUCGGACCGUUACCCCUUCCUGUUUCAAACUAUGCGAGCCUCGGACAGCUAUCAGCAAUUAGUCGAGCGAGGCCUGCCGCAGCUGUCACAGUUUCUGGAAAGACGUUCAGGUCUGGACAGCGUGCUGGCCGCUCUGAAUGAUCUCAGACCGCACACCAAGAACAUCAUCGAGAAUCUCCUCGCGCCCGAAGAACCGAUGGCUCUCAUCACUCACACCGAUUUCUGGUGCAACAAUUUGAUGUUCAAAGAGGACGAGAAAGAGUGUCUUUGCGACAUACUGGACUGGCAAAUGGUGACUUACAGCCGACCGACGAACGAUCUAGCUCUGUUGCUCAACAGCAGCAUAUCGGCGGAGUUGAGGAGGUUGCAUACGGACGAGAUUUUGGACGAGUACUGGGAUUCGCUGACGUCCAGUUGUCGGAAGAUGAAAGUGGAUGUCGAAGCAGAAUUAGGAUAUGACAGAAAGAAGCUAGGGGAGGAUUUCAAAAGGUCGCAGUUGCUAGCGCUUCUACUCUGUAUUGGGUCAGUCGAUCUGGCCAUUGGAAACGUCCAGAUGGAAGACAGACUGUUGGAGUUGCUUCAAGAUUUACACGCUGACGGCCUGCUGUGUGCCGAUUUGGCGACAAAAGCUCAAAAUUAAGUGUGAUUUCAAGUGAUAUUUGCUCUUAGGAUAUAAGUAUAUGUACUGAAAUUAGUCGAAUGCUUUCUGGAGUUGAGAGAAUGCGGACGACUGAAUUCUACUGCUUCGAAUGUAUACCGUAACGUAAUGUUUUGAAAGUGUCACAAACUUUGCACAAUUCACUUUGAUUAUGACUAAGAUCAUCUAUAGUAGUGUUUCGCGAUUACAAAUUGUAAAAGCGACAUGAUUGCUUUAGAGUUUUAUAAAAAUAUGUUAUAUUAUACAUUCUUUGCAACAAGAAAUAAUUAACUUUAGGAGUCAAGCCGUCAAAUCGGAAAAAUGCAGGUACAGAAAGUGUAUUUAUUAUAAUAUAUCGAAUGAAUCUGCACAAUCAUAACAAAAUAGCCUCUCAUUGAAACUAGAUUUCAACCUAUCACAAAGUCAAACGUGCAUUUUUCUUUGCAGGUUAUUUAGAGAACCUCACUAUAUCAGAUACAAAAAAACAUAGAGGUUAUUUCGCUUAUACAAACUAUUUUUGUGGCAUAUUUUGAAAUGAGUUCCGUGUCAGUUUUUUCUGUAAACUAUUUUAAGUAGACUAGAACACUUUUAACAGUUAGAGUUGAAGUUUGGGUGUUAUUUCUGCUGAUAAAUUGAUACAUAUUCAAUAAAACCAAGUUUCUACGAAA
Leptinotarsa decemlineata (Colorado potato beetle) is the source of this 2195-nucleotide messenger RNA. RefSeq lists its product as uncharacterized. The record is from RefSeq and is a predicted model, not a curated record. Lineage: Eukaryota; Metazoa; Arthropoda; Insecta; Coleoptera; Chrysomelidae.